Lycium ferocissimum is the source of this 2717-nucleotide messenger RNA. RefSeq names its product putative late blight resistance protein homolog R1A-10. The record is from RefSeq and is a predicted model, not a curated record. NCBI's taxonomy places the organism in Eukaryota, Viridiplantae, Streptophyta, Magnoliopsida, Solanales, Solanaceae. The transcript has 4 exons. The coding region runs from base 17 to 2170 and encodes 717 amino acids. Gene Ontology annotation, molecular function: ADP binding. Gene Ontology annotation, biological process: defense response to other organism.
CAGCCAAAAAUCUCUUAUGAUUGGAAAUGCUGUGCGUGCUGUUGCGCCACAAAAGACUAUGAAGAUGCUUACACCUUCAAGGAUACUUACUUCACAACUUUCUGACCCCUUGGAUUUCUUCAUCACCCGACGUUACUCCAACAUACAGGAUCGUGUGAUUAGAGAGGGUGAAGAAGUGGUCGGCUUUGAUGAGGAAGCAGAAAUAGUGAUGAAGCGACUUGUUGAAGUAUCAAAGGAUGGAGAUAUUGUUCCCAUUGUGGGUAUGCUUGGACUUGGAAAAACCACACUGGCAACAAAGAUCUAUCGAGAUGAUCGAAUUUCAAAAGAAUAUUUGAGCACAAUAUGGAUUCAUGUUGGUCAAUCAUUCAAGCUGAAGGAUAUCUGUCUUUCUAUUCUUCAACAGCUCAAAAGGCUCAUUGAAGAAUAUGAAGAUAUGGAUGUGUCUGAAUUAGCUAAAAUAAUAUGUGGUUUUUUGGCUGAAGGAGUUGGUAGAUGUCUCAUUGUCUUGGACGAUGUGUGGACGUUACAAGUCGUUGAUUUCUUCAAGGGUAGUAUAUUUCCAGAAAAUAACAAAAGCCACCGUGUCCUGAUGACCACUCGCGUAGGGUCUGUCGCUACUUAUGCCAAUGAAGAUCCUCAUCAUCUGAAGUUUCUGACUCCUGAUGAAAGUUUUAAGAUUUUGUUAAAGGGUGUUUUUGGCGAGGAAAGUCCUCAUGAUGAGUUGUUAGAAUCAGGAAAAAGCAUUGCAGGAAAAUGUCGUGGAAUACCAGGUUUAACAUUGGUAGUUGCAGAAGGUUUAAAAUCUCGCCACACCAAAAGAGAUUGGCGAGAGUUUGAGAAAAAAAUGUGGGAGCAUGUUACGGAUAAACAAUAUCCUGACAGAAUGUACUACUUGGUAAAGACGAGUUAUGAUUUUUUGACCGAAGAAAUGAAGCUAUGCUUCCUGUAUUUUGGCGUCUUUCCUCAAGGUUUUGAUAUCCCAGCUUGGAAAUUGAUUCGCUUGUGGAUUGCUGAAUGCUUAAUAAAGCCCAACUCGUGGUCAUCACUUGAGGAGAGAGCAAAAAGUUGUUUGAACAGCCUUGUCGAUAUGAAUUUAGUUAUGGUGACGCAGAAGAGCUCUGAUGGUGGUCAUAUUAAAACAUGUCGCGUUCAUGACUUUCUGCAUGAGUUCUGCAAAUUAAAAGCUAAAGAUUGGCUUUUUCAGGAAGCAUAUAGAUGGGGACCUAUCCAGUCUAAAAUAAAGUCUAUAAUACCUAGGAUUGCUCGUCGGUUGUAUAUUCAAUCCUCUGAAGCAAAGGAUUUUCUCUCCACAAAACCAUUGAUGGAGCAUGUCAGAUCUUUUUAUUGUUUUUCCUCAGAAAAAAGCCGAAUGGAGUUGUCAUCUUACGAACUUAAAAGCCGAGACAAGUUGCCUGGUAGUGGCAUCGCCAAAGCUUUUCCAUUGAUCAGGGUCUUGGAAAUUGAAUCCCUCUAUUUUGUUUUCUCCAAAGACUUUAACAAGUUAUUUCAUUUGAAGUACAUUGCUAUUUCAAGUGACUUUGACGUUCUUCCAGAAUCUUUUGGUAAAUUCUGGAAUUUACAAACUCUUAUACUUCAUACAAGGACGUCAAAGCCCACCCUUAAGAUAGAAGCAAACAUGUGGAAGUUGGCACGUUUAAGGCAUUUGCACACCAACAUCCCAGCAGUAUUGCCGCCCCCUCCUAUCGCAACAAGUGAAGCUUCUUCCCUACAAACUCUUUCUAUCGUUGCACCUAGAACUUGCACCAAAGAUGUCUUUGCUAAAUCUUGUAAUAUCAAAAAAUUGGGUAUCCGAGGGAAUAUGGAGGUUUUAUUUGGAACUAGCAAGAAUGGAUGGCGAAGCCUUGAAGAGUUAAAAUGCCUGGAAAAUUUGAAACUGUUGAAUGAUGUUCUUCACAUGAGUAAAGCACUUCACCUUCCUCCAUCAUUCUUCAGUUUUCUAGGUUCACUGAAGAAGUUAUCUUUGGAAGACACAAGGUUCGAUUGGGAUGAGGCAAGGAUAUUGGGGCAGUUGGAAUGCCUUGAGGUCCUAAAAUUGAUAGAAAAUGCAUUCACAGGGGAGUCCUGGAAGCCGCAGAUAGGAGGGUUUAGUCAACUCCAGGUCCUGCGGAUCAAUGAGGCAGACUUGAAAUUUUGGGAGGCUUCGACUUAAGCACCUUUUUCUUAAAUCUUGUGAAAAUCUCGAAGCUGUGCCAUAUGAACUGGCAGAUGUAGCUAGCCUCGAAGAGAUGACACUGGAGAACACAUGCAGAAAAGCAGUCGAAUCUGCAAGAGAAAUAGAGCGCAAGAAGAAGCUGGAAAGUAUCAAAUUCAAGCUCACGAUAUUCCCUCAUGCAACUGAUAAUUAGAAGCCAGGCCAAACGCUGAAAGGAGAAAUCAAAGGGCACGAUGUUGCUGAGAUCAUUGACAAAAAUAGAAUGCUCUUUGAUAAGGAGUCACCACAUUUCAUGUUUUCUGCAGUCUGCUCAUCUUAUUCCAAUAAAGAACCUGUUUAUGUUUUACUUAUUCAAUCAUUCUGAAGUUGAAAUAUAUCACCUUCUGGGUUGUUACAUUUCCAGUUCACCAUAUUUCUUUCUAAGUUGUAAUAAAACUAAUCCAUAUUUCCAUUUCUGUUCUAUCUGUAUUGCUUAAUUUAAUUCAUCAUCGCUUUCUCUGUUCAAUCAUGUAUACCACUAUAAUUAUUGAAAGACAUGUUAUUC